UGAUCUGAGUUUGUUUGCAGGUCGAUCAUCUGCACAAUUUCAUCUUCUUCCGUUUCUCCAUGGGAAUGGUGGAUAGCAUUAUUGCCAAGUAUUUCGCUACCGUUGUUGGGUAUUUAGUCGUCAGUCGUCCUUUCCUUGAUUUGUCUCACCCUCGACACUUGAGCAGCUCACACGCUGAACUGCUAGAGGACUACUACCAGAGCGGCCGAAUGCUGCUGCGUAUGUCACAGGCGUUGGGCAGAAUCGUUCUUGCCGGCAGAGAAAUGUCGCGUCUGUCAGGCUUCACCACACGCAUCACUGAGCUCAUGAAGGUCCUGAACGAGCUGAAUUCUGGGAAAUACGAACGCACCAUGGUGUCUCUGUCAGAGAAAGAUGCUACAGAAAAGCUUACACUGAUACCUGGAAGUGGAAGAAUCAUCAAUGUAGACAAUAUCAUCAAGUAAGAGCAGCUUCCUUCAGUCCUUAAUCUCAGAUUG
Sinocyclocheilus grahami is the source of this 476-nucleotide messenger RNA. Its product is annotated as ATP-binding cassette sub-family D member 3-like. Gene Ontology annotation, cellular component: peroxisomal membrane. Gene Ontology annotation, molecular function: ATPase-coupled transmembrane transporter activity; long-chain fatty acid transmembrane transporter activity; ATP binding. The transcript has 5 exons. Gene Ontology annotation, biological process: long-chain fatty acid import into peroxisome; fatty acid beta-oxidation; very long-chain fatty acid catabolic process. Bases 60 to 443 code for a protein of 127 amino acids. NCBI's taxonomy places the organism in Eukaryota, Metazoa, Chordata, Actinopteri, Cypriniformes, Cyprinidae. The record is from RefSeq and is a predicted model, not a curated record.